AAUGGCGUGCACAGGCUGUAACUUGGGAGUCUUUGUACACUGCCUCUGCUGCAUGCGGCGGCUCAGACAUGGAGAUUCUCUGUGAAGAGAACACUUCUUUGAGCUCCACAACCAACUCUUUAAUCCAAUUAAGUUAUGACACCAGGUUCUACCAGAAAGACUUCACCUCCGGAGAAGCCAACAUGUCUGAGGCGUUUAACUGGACGGUGGACUCUGAGAACCGCACCAACCUUUCCUGCGAAGGGUGCCUCUCGCCGCCCUGCUUCCCCUUCCUCCACCUGCAGGAGAAAAACUGGUCAGCCUUGUUGACGGCCGUAGUGAUCAUCCUCACCAUUGCCGGGAACAUCCUUGUCAUCAUGGCAGUGUCCCUAGAGAAAAAGCUGCAGAACGCCACCAACUACUUCUUGAUGUCACUUGCCAUCGCUGACAUGCUGCUGGGUUUCCUAGUCAUGCCCGUGUCCAUGUUAACCAUCCUGUACGGGUACAGGUGGCCUCUGCCCAGCAAGCUGUGUGCUGUCUGGAUUUACCUGGACGUGCUCUUCUCCACGGCCUCCAUCAUGCACCUCUGUGCCAUCUCGCUUGACCGCUAUGUGGCCAUCCAGAAUCCCAUUCACCACAGCCGCUUCAACUCCAGAACAAAGGCCUUUCUGAAAAUCAUCGCCGUUUGGACCAUCUCUGUAGGUAUAUCCAUGCCAAUACCAGUCUUUGGGCUACAGGAUGACUCCAAGGUCUUCAAAGAGGGGAGUUGCUUACUUGCUGAUGACAACUUUGUCCUGAUUGGCUCUUUUGUGGCAUUUUUCAUCCCCUUGACUAUCAUGGUGAUCACCUACUUUCUAACUAUCAAGUCACUCCAGAAAGAAGCUACACUGUGUGUGAGUGAUCCUGGCACGCGAGCCAAAUUAGCUUCUUUCAGCUUCCUCCCUCAGAGUUCCUUGUCUUCAGAAAAGCUUUUCCAGAGGUCCAUCCACAGGGAGCCAGGGUCCUACACAGGUCGGAGGACGAUGCAGUCCAUCAGCAAUGAGCAGAAGGCUUGCAAGGUGUUGGGUAUCGUUUUCUUCCUGUUUGUGGUGAUGUGGUGUCCCUUCUUUAUCACCAACAUUAUGGCUGUCAUCUGUAAAGAAUCCUGCAACGAGGAUGUCAUCACAGCCCUGCUCAACGUGUUUGUCUGGAUCGGAUACCUCUCCUCAGCUGUAAACCCGCUGGUCUACACCCUGUUCAACAAGACCUACCGGUCAGCCUUUUCACGGUACAUCCAGUGUCAGUACAAGGAAAACAAAAAACCACUGCAGUUAAUUCUAGUGAACACUAUACCGGCCUUAGCCUACAAGUCAAGUCAACUCCAGAUGGGACAAAAAAAGAAUUCCAAAAAAGAUGCCAAGACAACAGAUGAUGACUGUACUAUGGUGGCUCUAGGGAAGCAGCAUUCAGAUGAUGCUUCUACAGACAAUAUCGACACAGUGAAUGAAAAGGUUAGCUGUGUGUGAUAGACUAGUUGCCAUGGCAAUGGUAGAGGACAUGCUGAGCAAAUUUUCACCUUCCUGGGGGGAAAAAAAGUAUUAUGGAGACUGGAAAAAAAAUUAGGCCAGUCUAAUGGAACCAACAAUAAUAUCUGUAUUCCUCAUUUUAUUCUGUCAAUGAGAAGCAGGGUUAAAUGCCACAAAUGUGCACUGCAAACAUGUUCUGGCAGCAUUUCUGCUGUGAGCUUUAUGAUACUUAUUUUUAACAUUGUAAAUGAUAUACCUUUAAAGUAAUUAGCUUUUAUUGUAUAAUUGUAAUGAGGUCCUGAAUAAAUCUCAAUUAACUUUCAUUGUCACAUGGAAA
Ochotona curzoniae (black-lipped pika) is the source of this 1821-nucleotide messenger RNA. RefSeq names its product 5-hydroxytryptamine receptor 2A (gene HTR2A). The transcript has 3 exons. The record is from RefSeq and is a predicted model, not a curated record. Lineage: Eukaryota; Metazoa; Chordata; Mammalia; Lagomorpha; Ochotonidae. Gene Ontology annotation, cellular component: plasma membrane; dendrite. Gene Ontology annotation, molecular function: neurotransmitter receptor activity; G protein-coupled serotonin receptor activity. Gene Ontology annotation, biological process: chemical synaptic transmission; G protein-coupled receptor signaling pathway, coupled to cyclic nucleotide second messenger. Bases 69 to 1484 code for a protein of 471 amino acids.